This is a messenger RNA of Cajanus cajan (pigeon pea), 1649 nucleotides long. Its product is annotated as protein NDL2. Lineage: Eukaryota; Viridiplantae; Streptophyta; Magnoliopsida; Fabales; Fabaceae. The record is from RefSeq and is a predicted model, not a curated record.
UCACUCACUCACUCACUCACUCACUCGCUCGUUAUUGUUCUGUUGUGUUGCCAUAACAACAACAACCAUAUAAACGCGAUUCCAACUCCAACUGCAUUCGCAAUUCAACUCUCGAUUUCGUUCCAUGGCUGAUUCAACCUCAAGCGAUUCACUCUCGCUCGACAUCGAUUCCUUCUCUCCCUCACCUCAGGAACACAUUAUUAGAACACGUCAUGGUUCUGUAUCUGUUGCUGUUUAUGGAGAUCAGGAUAAGCCAGCUCUUAUAACAUAUCCUGAUUUGGCUUUAAAUUAUGUCUCGUGCUUUCAGGGGUUAUUAUUUUGUCCCGAGGCAUAUUACCUUCUGCUCCACAAUUUCUGCAUUUAUCAUAUUAGCCCACCUGGGCAUGAGUUAGGAGCUGCUGCAAUUGAUCCAGAUUAUCCAAUUCUCUCUGUAGAUGACUUGGCUGAUCAAAUAGCCGAGGUUCUCAACUUUUUUGGUCUUAGUGCAGUUAUGUGUAUGGGAGUAACUGCUGGGGCUUACAUUCUCACCUUAUUUGCUAUGAAGUAUAGACAACGAGUUCUUGGUUUGAUACUUGUUUCUCCUCUAUGUAAAGAACCAUCUUGGUCUGAAUGGCUGUACAACAAGGUUAUGUCAAAUUUACUAUACUUUUAUGGCAUGUGUGGGGUGGUAAAGGAAAUAUUGCUGAAGCGAUACUUUAGCAAGGAAAUUCGAGGUGGUACUCAGUUGCCAGAGUCAGAUAUUGUUAAAGCAUGCCGAAGGUUGUUGGAUGAGAGACAGAGUUUGAAUGUGUGGCGUUUCCUGGAAGCUAUUAACGGGAGACCUGACAUAAGUGAAGGGUUGAGGAAAUUACAUUGCCGUUCACUUAUUUUUGUUGGCGAUAUGUCACCAUUUCACUCGGAGGCUCUUCACAUGACUGCAAAGUUAGACAGACGAUUCAGUGCCUUAGUUGAGGUUCAAGCAUGUGGAUCAAUGGUAACAGAGGAGCAGCCUCAUGCCAUGUUAAUACCAAUGGAAUACUUUCUUAUGGGAUAUGGCUUGUACAAGCCAUCCAAGCUGAGUGUCAGCCCACGAAGCCCCUUGAGCCCAUCUUGCAUUUCUCCUGAGCUUUAUUCACCAGAGAGUAUGGGUUUGAAAUUGAAACCCAUAAAGACACGAAUUUCUGUGGAUAUCUAGAAGUAGAUGAAUAAAGGAAGGCAAAUAGCAGCCCCCUCUUCUGAUCUGUUAAUGGAAUGAGUUCAUGCUUGUAUGGUUAGUCGAAUGAAUUUGGGGAAAUUGCUGUCAGAUCGUUGUAGAUAGCAAAAUAAGAAAUCAACAAAGAGGAAAGAAACGGGUAAAGUUUAGUAGAAAUCAACAUAUAGUCAUUCUUUCAUUUGUAAUCAUAGAUUUUAGUCAGAGACCGAAGCCUGAAUAGUUGUAAAGCUUCGGAAUUGUUUUUAUAUUAGAAGAAAAAAUUUGGAAAUUCUGGUUACAAUUGUAAAACAAACGUGGAGAGCAUGAAGCCAUUAGGGUGCUAUCUCCUGCUUUGAAGUAUUUUCAUGCUGUAGGCAUCUUAUUAUUUGUCAAUAAAUUUAGGGUUUACUGAAUUGAAAUUUGAAAAACAUGAAGCAUUAUGGAAUUUAAUUGGCUGUGUUUGCAGUGCAGUUCAAUU